This is a messenger RNA of Onthophagus taurus, 786 nucleotides long. Lineage: Eukaryota; Metazoa; Arthropoda; Insecta; Coleoptera; Scarabaeidae. The record is from RefSeq and is a predicted model, not a curated record.
CGGAUCAAUAAAUAAAGUUUUUCCAACUCGUCUCGAACGUUAACUCUCGAAAUUCGUUGUGUUUUUGACAAGUGAUUGUUUAUAUAUUUAUUUAAAAACUCCCCAACGAUGAUAUUAGAUCAUUUCACAGGAAAAUUAUUUAUAAUUUCGUUAUCGUUCAUCGUGAUUUCAUUCGGUGUUGACUUAAAAUUAAAUUUUUUACCAAUCAACGGAUUAAUUUUAAUAUCGUACAUCUUAUUCAUUUUUUCUUUAACAUUAUGGGUGACUUCGAAAUUAAUUCGAAAAGUUUUGAUACAAAACAAACCGAUCGUUUACGAUUUCGAGCAAAACCCAUUUUUAAAAUACACAAAAAUCGGAUUUGUUUAUUUACAAAACGGGCUUUUAUUCAAAUCAAAAGAGAUUAAAGAAAGUGAUGCGAUGUUUAAAGAAGAUUUUAAAAAGAUUAAAAGUAUUGAUGAGAGGAUUGACGAUUUUACUGAUGACGUUGAAAUUUUAAUUAAAAAGUGGUUUCUUUUUAUAAGUAAGGAUGAAACUUUUUUGAAUGAAACCAAAAAUUUGGUUGAUGAGAUUUUGCGGAGGUUUUUGCAAGUUUUAAUUGAUGUUGAUAGCAAGAAAUUUUUACAUGGUGUUUUGGUGAUUUUUUUGAACCAUGUUAAGGAGUAUCAAAAGGCUGUUCGGAGGCAAAAGAAAAAAUUUGGAUCAAUUGAAGAGCUUUAUAGGUAUGCAACCAAAUUUGCACGUGUCAUAGUAUAAGAUAUGUGACCCAAUACACAAUACGCCUUAUUG